This is a messenger RNA of Diaporthe batatas, 2485 nucleotides long. Its product is annotated as glycine--tRNA ligase. Gene Ontology annotation, biological process: mitochondrial glycyl-tRNA aminoacylation. Gene Ontology annotation, cellular component: cytoplasm; mitochondrion. The coding region runs from base 192 to 2339 and encodes 715 amino acids. The record is from RefSeq and is a predicted model, not a curated record. NCBI's taxonomy places the organism in Eukaryota, Fungi, Ascomycota, Sordariomycetes, Diaporthales, Diaporthaceae. Gene Ontology annotation, molecular function: glycine-tRNA ligase activity; ATP binding. The transcript is spliced from 2 exons.
CUCCAAUGCCUUGCUUGGCACAUGCGCCCAGGUGCUUUGCGACGCAGGCCAAAUUGCCCAUGUAUUAUUUGGAGAACGGUUUUUGAGUCACCCCAGAAGCAGCCAGCGUCUACCUCUCUCGCCAUCGGCCACCCAACAUCGUUGUUGCCGUUUGACUCACCUCGGAAUCUGAGGCUCUCGAUUGCCUGUUUAUGAAGGCUUUCAAACUCGUCAAUUCCCUCAGGCCACUUGCCGGUGCUAACCCCACCUCAAACUUCUGGAAAGUCGCAGCGAGUCCAAAGUCCGCGCGACCAUUCACGACCACCAACCGUCUGCACAAAGCUGCUCCAGCAUACAAAGUGAACAAAAAAGACAUGGCGACCCUCACGACCAAGACCGGCCAGACCAUUGACCGGCAGGCCAUGGAGUCCAUGCUGCGUCGGCGCAUGUUCUACACCCCGUCCUUCGAGAUCUACGGCAGCGUUGCUGGCCUGUUUGACUACGGUCCUUCCGGCUGUGGUCUGCAGGCAAACAUUAUCGAGACAUGGCGGAAGCACUUCGUGCUCGAGGAGGACAUGCUCGAGGUCGACUGCACCGUCUUGACCCCCCACGAGGUCUUCAAGACGAGUGGUCACGUCGACAAGUUCGCCGACUGGAUGUGCAAGGACCCCAAGAACGGCGAGAUCCUGCGGGCGGACCACUUCGUCGAGGCCAUACUCGAGGCGAGACUGAAGGGCGACAAGGAGGCGCGUGGCCAGACGGUCGAGGAGAAAGAGGCGGACCCAAAGAAGAAGAAGAAGAAGGUCAAGUCCGAGGCCGUCAAGCUCGACGACGCUGUGGUCAAGGAGUACGAGGAGGUGCUGGCCCAGAUCGACAACUACGAUGGCGAUGCGCUGGGCGAGCUGAUCAAGAAGUAUGAGCUCAAGAACCCCGAAACUGGUGUCAUGCCUUCGCCCCCGGUGCCAUUCAACCUGAUGUUCCAGACCGCGAUCGGCCCGUCCGGCCAGCUGGCUGGCUUCCUGAGGCCAGAGACAGCCCAGGGCCAGUUCACCAACUUCGCCAAGCUUCUCGAGUUCAACAUGGGCAACAUGCCUUUCGCGUCCGCCUCCAUUGGCAAGUCCUACCGAAACGAAAUCUCUCCUCGCGCCGGUCUGCUGCGUGUCCGAGAAUUCUUGAUGGCCGAGAUCGAGCAUUUUGUUGACCCCGAGGGUGGCAAGAAGCACGACAGGUUCCACGAGGUCGAGAACAUCGAGCUUACGCUGCUGGACAAACACACUCAACUGUCCGGCAAGACGGACCUGAGAACCAUGACCAUUCGCAAGGCUGUCGACGACAAGGUUGUGGACAACGAGACCCUUGGCUACUUCCUCGCACGUAUCCACCUGUUCCUCGCAAAGAUUGGUGUGGAUAUGAGCAAGGUUCGUUUCCGACAGCACAUGGCCAAUGAGAUGGCCCACUACGCCUGCGACUGCUGGGAUGCCGAGCUCCUCACGUCUUACGGCUGGAUCGAGUGUGUUGGUUGUGCUGACCGUUCGGCCUACGAUCUUACUGUGCACAAGAACAAGACUGGCGCACCGCUGGUCGUUCGCCAGAAGCUGGACACUCCAAGUGUCAGGCAAGAGUGGACACUUGAGUUCAACAAGAAGAAGUUCGGCCCCGCCUUCAAGAAAGACGGCAGGACGGUUGAGGCUGCUAUCACAGCAACAACACAGGAGCAGCGCGAGGCCUUUGCCAAGCAACAGGAGGAAACCGGCAGCUUUACCAUUGAUGUUCCCGGCGUCGCGGACGGCAAGGCCACUGUCAGCAAGGACUUGCUUGAGAUCAAGUACUCUACCAUCACAGAGCACAUCCGGGAGUACACACCAAAUGUCAUCGAGCCCUCGUUCGGUAUUGGCAGAAUCCUGUAUGCCCUUCUGGAGCACAGCUUCUGGACUCGCGGCGACGGAGCCGAUGAAGCCCGCGGCGUCCUCUCUUUCCCCCCGACCAUUGCCCCUACCAAGGUCCUCAUUGUGCCCCUCUCCAGCAACAAGGACUUCACCCCCAUCGCGCGCAAGCUGGGCCAGAAGCUGCGGGCGCUGGGCGUCUCCAGUAGGGUGGACGACUCCUCUGCGACCAUCGGCAAGCGCUACUCGCGCAACGACGAGCUCGGCACGCCCUUCGGCAUCACCAUUGACUUCCAGACCGUCAAGGACGGCUCCAUCACGCUGCGCGAGCGCGACAGCACGAAGCAGGUGCGCGCCGACGAGGCCAGGGUCCUCGAGGCCGUGCGUGAGAUGGUCACUGGCGUCAAGACGUGGAAGGACAUCCAGGGCGAGCUGCCUGCCUUUGAGAGCCAGGAGCUGGAGGUCAGGACUGUCUAGAUUCAGGCAGAGGGGAAGGACAUGUGUUGAGAUCUCUUCGGUGGUUGAAAAGUAGGAGCAGAUGCAAUACAGCAUGCGGCGUCGUGCUGGCUGAUGUAGCUUUGCCUGUAAAUGGUUUAGAUGUGAAAAGACGUAUUCACCACCAA